AUGGUCACUCCGCUUCCAACAUUCCCUUCGGGUCGAGCAACCAGUCCAUCCAAGAAAGAGGAGUUGCGAAGAAAGGCUCGUCAAAUGCUUGAAAACCCUUCAGCCGCUGUUUCGGCCAUGAAAACUCGAUCAGAUGAUGACAACAAGCGCCGCGAAGAAGCUCGCCGUCUUAUCGAAGACGCUGUAACUGAUGGAGCUACCUAUGUUGUUGGCCCUGGUAGUGUGUAUUGUUGUGGUUGUAAUCUCAAGAUAGUAUUCGUUAGUCGAAGCGUCAACAUCCGAGACAAGUUGGCUGCGAAACUCCAGAUCGCGUUCGCCUCUCAAUGGCUCGAGUUCAGAUCUACGGAGAAUUGAGCUAGUACGACCAUCGAUCACCAUCCACACAUUCAACAAACGCGAUCCAUCACCUGUUCUGCAGCGGAAACAUUGUUAGCAUGCAUUUUGUUGUGUCUGAGUGACGAUGCCCCAGUUAUACCGGGAAUGGGUCGACCAACACAAAUGAUAAACGAUCGUUUAAAGUCUCGUGGCGCAGCUUCGUCGACUUUUGACAGAGUGAAGAGGUAUGGAAGCAUGAGAAGCCAGGAACUGAAAGAAGCUAUGGCGCAACUAGCUAAACAGUACGGGCAUAACUCAUGUCCUGAACGUGAAGCACGUGUUCAGCUCACCUGUCUUGCUAAGUUGAGGAUAUGA
This is a messenger RNA of Strongylus vulgaris, 690 nucleotides long. Lineage: Eukaryota; Metazoa; Nematoda; Chromadorea; Rhabditida; Strongylidae. The record is from the annotation of a GenBank genome assembly.